This is a messenger RNA of Schizophyllum commune H4-8, 2813 nucleotides long. RefSeq lists its product as uncharacterized. The record is from RefSeq and is a predicted model, not a curated record. NCBI's taxonomy places the organism in Eukaryota, Fungi, Basidiomycota, Agaricomycetes, Agaricales, Schizophyllaceae. Bases 59 to 2602 code for a protein of 847 amino acids. The transcript has 5 exons.
GGUACGUCCCUUAUCGUUGGCGUACAAGGAUCGGUAACUAGUGUGCGCGGGAGCCGUAAUGCAUACACCGCAUCAAGGACGACAUUGUACAUGUCGUAACUUCUGCGCAUUAUGUACGCCGUCAGCCACACAACGCCUUUGGGCACAAUGGGACGUGGGGUUUAAAAAAGCGCCUGUCCAGGACCGUCUGGACGCACUGGAGAACGCCAUAGAGGCACUCUGCGACGAUAUCUACAUUCCUCACAGCCGAGACUGUCUGCGAUGCCCUCUCGGGACGUUGAUCGUUAACUUGAGGCAGCAUGCGGUCGAGGUUCAUGGAUCCAAAGACCUCAAGGAAGCCGCUCAGAGAGACCUUCAUUUCUGUCGCUCCUGUGACUAUGUCACUGAGGAUAACCCCACGUUUGAAUCGCAUGGCAACGUUCACAAGAACCGGAAACCGUACUUCUGCCCGGCCUGCCACAAGAGGUUCACGGGCCGGCGCGAGCUCUCCGCCCAUGUCAGGCGGAAGCACCCGGGUAUGCCGAGGCCCCUCGCCAAGGAGAUGCGCCAGAUGAUGGACGAGUAUGACGCUGAGCUCAGGGCGAAGGCGGCGAGGGUCAGCCAGAUGCCUUCAGGUAGCUCUGCUCCUACGUCGAAUGCGCCGCCUCAAGCGCCCCCGCCCUUCUAUCCCCCUCAGACUGCGGACUGCAGACACCUACCGCCCGAGAACCGGCAGCACAGGUACGCAGAGCAAGCGCCCCCCGCGCCGCCUGCAUAUCCUUCGUCUAGUGGUACAUCCGCCUCGCAGCCCUCCUACCACGACGCGCGUGCUGCAUGGCCAGACCAGAGGGCACCAGUGCAUCCGCCGCCGCCGUACGCACCCCAGAUUUACGGCGAUCAUGUACAGGCCACCAACGCGCAUCCGUCGCACGACGUUCGGCAGCUGGGGAACGCAUCGCAAGCGCCGCCUGUAUAUCCAUCCUCGAGAGAUGCAUCGGCGCACCCGGCCCACUCGCACACCGCACUUCGUGAUUGUCCUCCGCGGCCAGACUAUUGGGCGCCACUUCAACCGGAAUGGGGAAUGCCAGCCCAGCUGACAUCGCCGCAUGCAGCCCCAGGCUUCGGAUACCACAAUGAUGCGCAGGCCAUGGAAGCUCCUCCAUCGCACGACGCUGCACCCGACAACCACGCAGCGUGGCCUGAACCGGGCUUUGCUCCUCCUGCGCUCGACCCCGCCUUCCAUCCUGUCGCUAGUGCCCAAGGCGACCCCCAGCGUGAGCGCUUCAACUAUCCGCGCCCUCCGGAGCGUAGGGGUCGACCUGCCAAGAAGACGAGGCCAUCGCCGGUGCUGUCGAUCGCUAGUACCUCCCGGCGCUCUUCGAUGGCGGGCACGCACAGUCGGCAUGGAUCCGGGUCUGCCUCUCCGUGGCAAGGCUCGAGCGGUGGUUGGCCGAGUACUCCUGUGUCGUCGGGCUCCUCGCCGUAUCUGUCCGCUCCAUCGCCGCUUCAGCCCUCGACUCCGAGUUCGUAUCCCGAAUCGGGAUGGCCGGUCGCCACGUUUGCUAGGCAGGACCGGACCUCCUCCCAGGGCGCCGGAGACACGUUAAGUGAAGAGGUCACGAGCGAGAUCGUAACGCAAGUCUCCGCUCAGCUACUUCAGCACCCGGACGUGCUUGCAGAGCUUCGGCGGAUGACGAUUGCAGAGGCACCGGCUUCAGCGCCAUCGGGGAGCGCGCCCGCCCAUUCUCGGAGCUCGUCCUCGGGGAAUGCUUCAGUGACGCUCUCGCUCGCUCCUCUGAGCUCUUCUCCUGCUUCCCCAUGGUACGGCUCUGGUUACGGGGCGGUGGACAACUCGGCUCCGUCGUCGAAUUCCUCGCCAUACGCACCAGUCACCUUGUCUCGCCAGGCCUCCGCUCAGGGCUCUCGUCCACAAUCCAACGGCUGGCUCGUUGAUGUGGCUGUGCAAAACGAUUGGGCCUCCAGCGACAGUCCGGCAGCGCUAGCGUAUGAUGAGCCAGCGUAUGGGAAUCUUCCUCCGGGAUUCUGGAAUGAGGACCUAGAGGCAGGGCUCCGUCAGAUGGCGGUCGCAGAGGGCUUUGGUACGGGGUCGUCGCAGAGCGCGCCUGUUUAUUCCGGGGGCUCGUUCGAGAAAGGUGGCGAGACCGGGUCGUCGGACGGAUAUGCAGCUCAGCAGAAUCAGGCGCAGAGCUCGACUAUCCCAUCCGAAGGCCUUCGCGAGCAACCAGAGCCCUCCACACCAUCAGCUCAGCCCCCGAUGCCGGAGAGCCCUCAAGCGAUCGACCCCACCGCUCGGCCACAUGGACGUCGCGCUGUAUUUUCUGCCACAGCGAACAAUCCUUUCUGGCACCCGUGGUCAGAAGGCGACAUGCCAGCCUCUAGCCCCAACCCUGCGCUCCCCGCCACGGAGCCAUACACGGUGUCCGCUGACUUUUCGACACCCUUGGACAUGCCCGAGCAGGACCACUUUGACAAUACGAACUACUUCGCGAACGACGAGGUCGCGGACAUGGACAACCAGAUUUUUCCUAUGGACGAAGAGAUGAUGUUCCCAGUGCGCGAUGGUGGAUUUUCUGAGUAUCCUAAUAAUUGGGACUCCACGUAGUCAUGACUAUUCUCGCAUUAAUUCGUGGACUACUUUCCCGCUUACGUCGUUCCUUUCAUGCCUUCCUUCCACCUCCCCUUCAGUGUUACCGUAAUUUACUACGCCUUUGGCCUGGUCGCCCUGGCCUCUGAGGGAUGCGCCAAUGGCGCAAGACGCUCGCUCUUUACAGUAAUUGCCAAUAAUGCAAUAAAAAAUUGACAUUAUAAUUGUC